AACAUCUUCAAUCAUGAGUCUAGGGUUUAUAUGUUUCACAAUAUUUCUUAGCAUUUUGUUUGCAUAUGCUAGUGGAGCUACUGUGACAAUUAUAAAUGGUGGUGAUGAAACAAUUUGGCCAGCUGUUUAUACAGAAAAAGGAGAUACAGUGAAUCCCACUGGAAUCAAAUUGGAUUCUGACCAACAAUAUGACCUUACAGUUCCUGAUUCAUGGUCAGGUACAAUAUGGGCUAGAACUGGUUGCACUGGAGACCCCAACAGUGAUUUUCAUUGUGAAGUUGGAGACUGUGGUACCAAAAAGAUGGAGUGUUUGGAAAGUAAGCCACAACCUCCUGCAACUCAAGUGAAGUUAAAUUUGGUUCCAAAAGGUGGUAGUAGUUCCUAUGAAGUUGACAUGAAAGAUGGCUUUGGUGUGUCUGUUACUGUGACCCCAUUUGAAACCAGUUGCCAGAAAGUUAUGUGCAUCCAAAAUUUGGAUGAUGAUUGUCCUAAUUGGUUGGCUGUGUAUAGUAGUGAAGGGAGAAAGAUUGGUUGCAAGAGUCCAUGUUUUUUCACUAAGGAGCCAAAGUAUUGUUGCACUGGAGAAUUUGCUUCACCUGAAAAAUGUGACAAUAAUCAAUACACAGAGCUUUUGGAUAAUAAAUGUCCAGAUGUUGUUUCUAAUGCUUUUGAUGGAUCUCAUUUUGCAUGUUCUGGAGGGACUAGCUUUUUCAUUUUAUUUAACUGAAGAAUCCUUGAAUUAGAUAUAUAAUUGUUUUCUUGAUUUUGAUGU
Vicia villosa (hairy vetch) is the source of this 772-nucleotide messenger RNA. Its product is annotated as thaumatin-like protein 1b. Gene Ontology annotation, biological process: defense response. Gene Ontology annotation, cellular component: extracellular region. The coding region runs from base 14 to 727 and encodes 237 amino acids. The record is from RefSeq and is a predicted model, not a curated record. The transcript has a single exon. Lineage: Eukaryota; Viridiplantae; Streptophyta; Magnoliopsida; Fabales; Fabaceae.